GAGAGACAUAAAACUAGAAUGUUACUUUCUUCCCCAGUAGUUUUCAUUUUCUUGUUUGUCAUGCUUUGUUUAUAUUCACCAAUUACAUUCGAAUUUUGAAUCUUUAUCCACUAUGGAAGACCCAGGAACAGAUCGCAGCCACCAUGAAUCUGUACCUUCUUCUUCGUCACCAUCUACCUCACAGGCCCAAGAACAAACAGAGCAGCAAUCAGAGCAGAGAAGAUCAACUAGUGCUUUCACUUACCGCGUCAAUGUGCUGAUAUCUGAUGUGGCAGCAUUUGAUAUGAACGAUGAUCUUUGGUCUGGCUUUAUUAUGCUAGCCACGUUAUGGUUCUUUGCAUUUAUGACUUUGAUUCUUGGUUUCUUUGGAUCCGAUGAUAUACAACUUGGUCCAAAUUGCUCACGUCUCAUUCAAACUAAUCCAUUCUUUGUUCAGACCAUUAAGGCACAGGAACUUGAGGGUACAAAACCUGGGUCAGUUUUAUAUGGAUUCUAUACACGUCCUCCUUUGGAUGUUGAAAUAACUUGGAAUGAAUCACAUCAUACACUUGUGACAACUGCUUAUCAUAACGAAUGGGUAUACUUUCUAAACAAAGGGUCAACAGUAGAUAUAUAUUACCAUGUCAAACCUUCAACUUCCUCACCUUUAACACUCGUCAUUGCAGAAGGUAGAGAAAGCCUGGUUGAAUGGAUAGAGGAUCCUUCAUAUGGUAACACAACAUUGUCUUGGAAUAUAAUUUAUGGAAGUGGUAAGAUCCAUCAGGUAAUUUCAGAGUCUUCAACAUAUUAUAUUGCAGUAGGGAACUUGAACCCUGAGGAUGUUGAGGUAAACUUGGAAUUCAACAUAAAGUCCACUCUUUAUAAUACCUCCCAGGCAUAUUACAGGUGCUCCAUAUAUAAUCAAUACUGCAGCCUAAAGCUUUCCCUCUUAGGGGAAACUUCUGCUGUCUUAACUUCUCCAGGUCCUGAAGAGGAGGAUGACUGGUACGUCAAACUGUCAUAUGGACCACGAUGGCUCAUUUAUUUUCUUGGAUCAGGUGUGUUGACUGUGCUCCUGUUAAUAGCCUUUAGAGUUUGUAGCAUUUUCCGAAGUGCUGGUGAGGAUCGAACAGACUUUCAAGGAAACGAGGCAUCACCUGUACAAACACCAUUGCUUUUACCCAAAGAUGAUGAUGCUUUGAGUUGGGGUUCAUCCUAUGAAAGUAUUUCAAAUGAUGAAGAGAAUUUAGAAGAAUUCCUUGGUGUGAAUACCCUUGAAGGGAAGUCAAUAAAUGGAGGGAACGACAACAAUACUCAGCGUCUUUGUGUCAUUUGCUUUGAUGGACCAAGAGACUGCUUCUUUCUUCCAUGUGGGCACUGUGCUACCUGUUUUACUUGUGGAACAAGGAUUUCCGAAGAGGCUGGAACUUGUCCCAUUUGUCAUAGGAAGAUGAAGAAAGUGAGGAAGAUAUUUUCAGUUUGAGGUCUGAGGCUCUGAGCUAUGUAUAUAUGUGAACCAAAAUUGCCUCUCUCCUUUAUUGUGUACAAUUCAUGAGGUUUGGUUUUUAGAUGGAGCUUUGUGGAGGCUGUCAACAUAGCUUUUGCAGUUUCCUUUGUCUUGAUUUGAGUUUUUCGGGGUUCUUCUCUGUAUCAUUGUAGCUUGAGUUGGAAAAUACAAUCACAGAUGUAAUUGUUCAUAAAUUGAAACUGAUGUUUGUACAAUGCAAAACUUUACAAUCUUUUCUCA
Messenger RNA from Argentina anserina (silverweed cinquefoil), 1726 nucleotides. Its product is annotated as E3 ubiquitin-protein ligase APD2-like. The transcript has 10 exons. The coding region runs from base 113 to 1462 and encodes 449 amino acids. Gene Ontology annotation, cellular component: plant-type vacuole membrane; endosome. The record is from RefSeq and is a predicted model, not a curated record. Gene Ontology annotation, biological process: cell cycle; protein ubiquitination. NCBI's taxonomy places the organism in Eukaryota, Viridiplantae, Streptophyta, Magnoliopsida, Rosales, Rosaceae. Gene Ontology annotation, molecular function: ubiquitin protein ligase activity.